Messenger RNA from Talaromyces atroroseus, 1890 nucleotides. RefSeq lists its product as hypothetical. The record is from RefSeq and is a predicted model, not a curated record. The coding region runs from base 1 to 1890 and encodes 629 amino acids. NCBI's taxonomy places the organism in Eukaryota, Fungi, Ascomycota, Eurotiomycetes, Eurotiales, Trichocomaceae. The transcript is spliced from 2 exons.
AUGGCCGAAACUUGUAUUGUGUGCUUAAACGACCUUGGCGGCGACGCCGUGUCUCCUCCCGUCGCCGCCGAAUCGCCGCCAAGACUUGAUACCAUCGUCAACGACAAUGACAAUGACAAUGCCAGCGCUGCCGAACCCAAUUCAGAUGACACCUCUCGGCAGAUCGGUCGCUUGGUGCCUUGUCUCCAUAUGUUUCACAACGAAUGCCUUAAACCAUGGGUUGAAAGGGCCAACAGCUGCCCGGUCUGCCGGGCCAGUUUCAAUGUAGUCGAACUUCUCGACACUGUUGACGGUCCCGUUGUUUCAACUUAUGCGGUUCAGGAUAAGGCCCAAGUCGCCGACAUAGACCCCUUCAUGAUCUUUGAGGAGGAGGUUACGGACGACUCGGAUUCGCAGCCUUGUCCUUUCUGCGGCGACAACGACAACGAAGAAGUCCUGUUGCUGUGUGAUGGAUGUGACGUUCCGUCCCAUACCUACUGCUUGGGGUUGGAUGCGGUGCCGUCUGGCCCAUGGUACUGUGAAACGUGUGAAACUCAGCGAGCUCUUAACGCUGUGUCUGACACACCGAGUAGACUUCAUCGCAGUCGCCGCCCGGAACGUCGGACUCGCGCACAACAGCGAAUGCUUCGCAACCACAACCAGGCAAAUUCCCUCCAGUGGGCUGCAGUGUGGCAAUCUAUCUACGACCGUCUGAAUAUUGAUCUCGAUUUUCCAUUCGACGAGGAACAACAGAUAAACCGGUCUUUAUCACACAUUCGUGCCAGAGCAUCUCCUCGUCAAGGCUCUCAUCGUGCAUGGCAGCGUCGUCUGGAGGUAGCGGAACGGCAAGGUGUUGGUCGCAGUUUUAGAGAACCUAGUGCUAUAAUAGAUGAAUACGUUCCUCGACCUUCCCGGCCUCGCGUGCCACGUGCUCCGACUCCGCAACCCGAGUCUCUGGAAGAAAUGAGGGCCUGGAAUGCCUUUGAACGAGCUAGAGAACUGGAAAAUGAUCCUAGUGCGGCACGCAAACGCAAAGAGCCGACACUUUCGCCAUCUCCCGAACCAACAGAGCCUGAAAGGAAGUUAAAACGGCCUCGUACUAGGCGGAUAGAAGAAUUAGCAGCCAUGGCAACAACGCAGAAUAACAAUGGCGAAGCAUCACGCACCGCUGCUCGAGUCAACGCCGACAGUGCCUCUAGUGGGCCCAGUUUCCUCCAGUCCCUACUCAAAGAAGUUGAAGAUGCUUCUCACUCUCCGCGAAAUGAUAUCAAUGGGUCUUCGAGUUUAGCGGUGAAUACGCCUAGCGAGUUCCACAGCACUUCCGGUCCUUCAUCACCUUCGAUAUCUCCAGCAUCCUCAAACUGGUCUUCCCCCCGCUUGUCCUCUAGUCCCCCACCCCACUCCCGACGUGGUGUUUCGCCAGUGCAGUUGUCUCACAGCAUGGAUUCCCCGUCUUCUCCCUCACCAGAGUUUUCCCCCGCGGUCUCUCCCAUUCAUAGUCGAAGCGAGGAUACAGAGUCUCGUGAUAGACCGAACAUACCACGCCACGAGUCCCACCGACAAAAUCGAUCUAGGAAUGUACGAUCAAGCGAUGUUUCUCCAUCACGCCAGAAUCUGCCGCUUUCUGUAAAGACGGCUGUUCAGAAGUUGGUCGGUUCCGAACUCAAGCCUUUCUAUCACCGUAAAGUUAUCACGAAAGAGGAGUAUACAGAAAUCAACCGGACAAUUUCUCGCAGCCUUUAUGAUCAUGUACACGAAGGCGAUGAACUGCAAGCAAGGCCUCUACGAGAGCUCAAAGAACGCGCCCGCAAGGCAGUCAAAGAGGCAGUAGAUGCGAUUCGAGGUAGUACUUUGCCUAGAGACGACAACUUAGAAUUAGGAAAUGUGGCGUUGGAAGGAAGUGGUCCUUGA